This is a messenger RNA of Knipowitschia caucasica, 696 nucleotides long. The record is from the annotation of a GenBank genome assembly. NCBI's taxonomy places the organism in Eukaryota, Metazoa, Chordata, Actinopteri, Gobiiformes, Gobiidae.
AUGAUGGACCUCUUCGAGACCAACGCAUUUUUGUGUGAUCUGCGUUACCUGGAAGAAGGAGACUAUGAAACUCUACAGAAUUUGGACCCCGCCGGAGAGUCUCUUUUGUAUCAUGAAAAUGACAGCCCGCUGUCCACAGGCCAGGAUCAUGUUCAGUCAGAGACUGGGGGCGACAGCAGCGGAGACGAGCAUGUCCUAGCACCGGCCGGGCUCCGGGCGCACUGCGAGGGCCAGUGCCUGACGUGGGCCUGCAAACUUUGCAAGAGGAAAGCAGCGCCCAGUGACAGACGCAAGGCCGCCACGCUCCGAGAGAGGAGGAGGCUCAAGAAGAUCAACGAGGCCUUCGAAGCGCUCAAGAGGAGGACCGUGGCGAACCCCAACCAGCGGCUCCCCAAAGUGGAGAUCUUACGCAGCGCCAUCAGCUACAUAGAACAACUACAGGAGUUACUGCAGCCAGAGGACGAGCCAGGGACGCAACACAACAGGCCAACGCCAUACAGCAAGGAGCGACAUGGUGAAGUUUAUUGGAAGCGCUCUGAAUCCUGCUCUCCCCCCGAAGACCAUUCCACCACAACAGUGGCAAGCCAGAAAGAGGAGUCCAUUGAUGCGUCUUGCAGCCUAUUACGGCUCUCGUCCAUCGUGGACAGUAUAAACAGCGAAGAGAAGAGCUUCACAGAGGACAGUUCAGAAAACUAA